GCGCCAUCUGCUCGCGGCGCCGCCUCCUGCUCCACCCGCUGCCGCUGCCGCCCUGAGUCACUGCCUGCGCAGCUCCGGCCGCCUGGCUCCCCAUACUAGCCGCCGAUAUUUGGAGUUCUUACAACAUGGCAGAUAUUGACAACAAAGAACAGUCUGAACUUGAUCAAGAUUUGGAUGAUGUUGAAGAAGUAGAAGAAGAGGAAACUGGUGAAGAAACAAAAAUCAAAGCACGUCAGCUAACUGUUCAGAUGAUGCAAAAUCCUCAGAUUCUUGCAGCCCUUCAAGAAAGACUUGAUGGUCUGGUAGAAACACCAACAGGAUACAUUGAAAGCCUGCCUAGGGUAGUUAAAAGACGAGUGAAUGCUCUCAAAAACCUGCAAGUUAAAUGUGCACAGAUAGAAGCCAAAUUCUAUGAGGAAGUUCACGAUCUUGAAAGGAAGUAUGCUGUUCUCUAUCAGCCUCUAUUUGAUAAGCGAUUUGAAAUUAUUAAUGCAAUUUAUGAACCUACGGAAGAAGAAUGUGAAUGGAAACCAGAUGAAGAAGAUGAGAUUUCGGAGGAAUUGAAAGAAAAGGCGAAGAUUGAAGAUGAGAAAAAGGAUGAAGAAAAAGAAGACCCCAAAGGAAUUCCUGAAUUUUGGUUAACUGUUUUUAAGAAUGUUGACUUGCUCAGUGAUAUGGUUCAGGAACACGAUGAACCUAUUCUGAAGCACUUGAAGGAUAUUAAAGUGAAGUUCUCAGAUGCUGGCCAGCCUAUGAGUUUUGUCUUAGAAUUUCACUUUGAACCCAAUGAAUAUUUUACAAAUGAAGUGCUGACAAAGACAUACAGGAUGAGGUCAGAACCAGAUGAUUCUGAUCCCUUUUCUUUUGAUGGACCAGAAAUUAUGGGUUGUACAGGGUGCCAGAUAGAUUGGAAAAAAGGAAAGAAUGUCACUUUGAAAACUAUUAAGAAGAAGCAGAAACACAAGGGACGUGGGACAGUUCGUACUGUGACUAAAACAGUUUCCAAUGACUCUUUCUUUAACUUUUUUGCCCCUCCUGAAGUUCCUGAGAGUGGAGAUCUGGAUGAUGAUGCUGAAGCUAUCCUUGCUGCAGACUUCGAAAUUGGUCACUUUUUACGUGAGCGUAUAAUCCCAAGAUCAGUGUUAUAUUUUACUGGAGAAGCUAUUGAAGAUGAUGAUGAUGAUUAUGAUGAAGAAGGUGAAGAAGCGGAUGAGGAAGGGGAAGAAGAAGGAGAUGAGGAAAAUGAUCCAGACUAUGACCCAAAGAAGGAUCAAAACCCAGCAGAGUGCAAGCAGCAGUGAAGCAGGAUGUAUGUGGCCUUGAGGAUAACCUGCACUGUAAUAGCCUAAACACAACUCUUAUUUACUUAUAGCCUUAUGUUUUUGUAUUUUCUUGGUAGACUAGGUAAUUUUUUUUUAAAGGACAGGAAACUGAUAUUUUAAAGACCAAUUUGUUCUACCUAGCAUUUUAACUAGAUUUUCUGCCAGAUAUGUUGAAUGCACAAAUUCUGUCACGCAUGUUCAUUCAUUGCUACAUAAUUUGGUUCUUCUGGAAUAUUUUUAUGUAGCUCUUGGAGUACAGCUAUGAAAAUUAACAACUGUUAAAGGAAAUACCUUUUUUUUCGUAAUUUUUUCCUUGAAGAACCAAAGUAUUUUUUCAGCUGGUUGUUGAAUAGGGUUAAGUCCGCUUGGAUUAGCUGUGCCUUUCAUUACUUUGUUACAGAAAUGCAGUGACUUAUACUAAGACAAUUUAUUGUUUAAAAAAAAAAUUGGCAAGACAACUAUAUGGUUAAGAAUUUCCAGUAUGACCACACCCAAUAACUGUAUUAGAGUGUUAAUGGAUUAUUGUGUUUUAGGUGACAUAGUUAACUGUAAAGUAACCUGACUCAGUAUAGUUACUGGUACCACAGUGAGGUGAAUAAAACGGGAUUUUCAGAAGUUAGCCUGAAUUUAACUGUACUUUUAAAUUUAACCUCCAUUAACUGAGCAUCUUUUCUUUGUGGUAGGGUCUACCUUCUGCUUCCCUGGAAAGGAUGAAUUUACAUCAUUUGACAAGCCUAUUUUCAAGUUAUUUGUUGUUUGUUUGCUUGUUUUUUGUUUUUGCAGCCUAAAAUAAAAAUUUCAAAUACAA
This is a messenger RNA of Pongo pygmaeus (Bornean orangutan), 2130 nucleotides long. RefSeq names its product nucleosome assembly protein 1 like 1 (gene NAP1L1). Gene Ontology annotation, cellular component: nucleus. NCBI's taxonomy places the organism in Eukaryota, Metazoa, Chordata, Mammalia, Primates, Hominidae. Gene Ontology annotation, biological process: nucleosome assembly. The transcript is spliced from 15 exons. Bases 126 to 1301 code for a protein of 391 amino acids. The record is from RefSeq and is a predicted model, not a curated record.